UGGGUUGUCAAUUUCAGAAGUACACAUUCGUAUAUGUUUCAAGUAAGUGGUACAUUUGGAAAAAAAUGAAACACGUGUAAAAAUUCAGUAACGCUAAAAAGAGGCCAAGAGGAUUAUUUAUCAAUCGUCGCCGCCGCAUUUUUUUCAACAGCGUGUCGUAGGCGAUAUUUGUUCAUCUGUUGGAGUGGCCUUGAGGCAUGUACUGUUGAAAGUACCUAUAAACACUUGAUUCAUUUUCGUACUUUGUUUUAUUCGCAGAUUAUUUAUAAACGAACUGAGAUUUCAAGUCGUAUAAUAUUGAGUUGAACUUGGAAGAAACGAAUCGAACGAUGGAAAGAUUUUCUGGUAAAGUUGCCAUUGUGACCGGAAGCAAUUCUGGAAUCGGACGUGCUAUCAGUUCCGAGUUGGUGAAAUAUGGUAUCAUUGUCGUCGGUGUUGGUAAAAGAAUCGAGAGAAUGAAGGAGCUGGUUAAUGAAUUAAACGAACCUGGCAAGGGUGUUCGAUUUCAUGCUAUGGAGUGCGAUGUUAGUAUUGAAAGUGAAAUUGAUAAAGUAUUCAAACGGAUUUCUGACGAGCUUCCUCCUAUCGCCAUUAUGGUCAAUAAUGCAGCUGUAUUGAAGCCAUCGUUGCUCAAAGAUGUUACCGGAGAAAUGAUAUCCCAAGUAUUCGAUACGAAUGUAAAAGCGUCGAUUUUAUGGGCUAAAUUAGUCGUUCAAAGUAUGAAAAAUAAUUCCAUCGAGGGUCAUAUAAUUAAUAUAAAUAGCAUAGCUGGCCACUAUAUGUCGAGUUGUAAACCUAAUUUGAUUCAAAUCUAUACAGCUUCCAAACAAGCUCUGAAAGUUUUUUCCGAAGCACUGCGUCGUGAACUAGUUAGCGAAGAAUUGGAUAUUAAAAUAACGAAUUUGAGCCCGGGAGCUGUAGCUACUGAAAUGUUAGCCCAGUUUCAACCGUCUGCUCUCUCAUUUCCGCCGAAAAAGAUUCUCCAGCCGAAAGAUAUCGCUGAUGCUUGUGUGAGUGUUUUAAACACUCCUCCUAAUGUGUUGAUUUCUGAACUUACUGUAAUGCCUCUUCAUCAAGAUAUCUGAUCUGAAAAUUCCCUUCAUCUGCUGUUUGUUAUUUUCUGCUGCUUUUAUUUUCGAUUUUGUUGUUCUAUUUUUCUAUUUUAUACUCAGUUUUUUUCUCGUUUUUCAACAUCAUACAAUUUUAUGUAUCGAGUUCUUAAUUGCUUGAAUAUCUUGUAAUAAUUUUUGUCUGUUGUUUUCGUAUUCGUAGAUGUAAGUAAUACGCGAAUUUUUACCUCAAAUAAUUGAAAAUGUCUUUGUUUUAAUUAUAAACAUAGAGAAUAUCGAAUACGUCAGUUCUGAAUAAAGCAUCGAAGCUGAAAAUUAUUCAGGGACGUCUAAUUGAAUAAUUGAUCGAAAACAAUUGAUAAUUCGUGCCACUGAAAGCUUUUAAAAUUGUAAAUUUCGAGAAAAAGCUUUGUUUAGAAUUCGAAAUGACGAUUUCUUCGAGAAUUGUUACACGUAUCGCAUAAAUAACCAUUCUAUUGAAUUCUUCGUGUCCAGAGACAUCAUUUUGGACAUUUUUGGUGUUUAAUUAGACUUAUUUCGCGAUAAAAAUGUUCAAAAAAUAGAUAUCAUUAGAUUUAGUAUAGUGAUGGGAUAUUAUCGAUAUUUCGGGAUAUCGAUAUCGUCAAAAUAUCGGCGGUCUGAUAUCGAUAUAUAUCGGAUGUUUUUGAUGUUCAUAAAAAGACCAUAAAACAGCUGAUUUUUGAUGAAAAGAGAAACUGAAUCAUCUCUAAGCUGUUUCUAUUCCUUAUUUUUUUGCUUUUUCAGUAUCUAGCUACCUAUUUGGCGCUUUUUAAAAUAAUGAUGACAUUGAUGACGUAAUUGUCAACAUUUCAUCAUUCUACAGAUGUGGCCCAUGGCAUGGCUACCAUUAAUAACCGUGAUGAUCACUAUUUUACUCUAAAAGAGUCUGAAAAUGCUCAAAAAGAUCAAAAAAAUACCUCGCACAAUUUAUUUGCGGGAUUUUUGCAUAAAUUUUUAAAAAUUUUCCGAUAAUCGAUUAUCGGCUUCAAAAUAUCGAUAUAUAUCGACGGCGGCAAAUAUCGAUAUAUAUCGAUAAAUAUCGAUAAUAUCCCACCACUAAUUUAGUAGCAAUUUAAAUAAAAUAAUACCGAAAUCAGCGCUCUCUGUAUUCACUUGAGUACUAAUAAACCAUUAUUUUUAUGUGA
Messenger RNA from Planococcus citri (citrus mealybug), 2236 nucleotides. Its product is annotated as farnesol dehydrogenase-like. The transcript has 6 exons. The record is from RefSeq and is a predicted model, not a curated record. NCBI's taxonomy places the organism in Eukaryota, Metazoa, Arthropoda, Insecta, Hemiptera, Pseudococcidae. The coding region runs from base 330 to 1085 and encodes 251 amino acids.